AUGGCUAACCGUCCCCCGACCCUCCAGGAGGCCUCCGAGUCGUAUUACCUCAAGGGGAUCCACGAGUCGCCGGCGCUCAAGCGCGCCCGCACGCCGUACCAGCUUAAGAACGUGCUGACGGGCGCCGCCAUCUUCUCGUUCAUUAUCGGCGUCUACUACUACUCGAUCUCGGCGGUCAAGCAGGACGACUUUUCCGACGUCGUCGACCUUCUCCCCCCACCCGAAGAGCGCGCCGUCAUGCGCUCGAUCGAGGACGAACUGCGCGACAAGGAGCUCGGUGUCGCCAUCGCUGUCGGCGAGCUGCCUGCAGUCCUGCCACCAGCGUCUGGGUCCUCCGGCGUCAUUGCGUGGCUGCCGAAGCGCCUCGACAAGAUCGAGUGGCUGCAGCGUCGCGGGUGGGUCGAGACGGGCAAGGGCAACGUGCUCGUGUGGGGUGCGCCGAACGUCAACAACAUCGGCAGCAUGCGCGACUCGUUCGGUUCUACCGGGGCCCGCCGCGUAUAA
Messenger RNA from Cutaneotrichosporon cavernicola, 504 nucleotides. RefSeq lists its product as uncharacterized. NCBI's taxonomy places the organism in Eukaryota, Fungi, Basidiomycota, Tremellomycetes, Trichosporonales, Trichosporonaceae. The record is from RefSeq and is a predicted model, not a curated record. The coding region runs from base 1 to 504 and encodes 167 amino acids. The transcript has 3 exons. Gene Ontology annotation, cellular component: mitochondrial inner membrane. Gene Ontology annotation, biological process: mitochondrial respiratory chain complex IV assembly.